AUGGCCAUCAACAAGUUCAUUGACAGUCUCAACGACAGACUCGCCAACGGAAUCAUCGGUCAACUUCUCAGGAGGUCCAUUAACGGACACGUUCGCGGAUUCAGUGACAAUGGCCGAAUCAAUUACGGGGUCACCGGCGAGUUUCACGAUCAAUUUUGUCCACGCUGUGCUAAACUAGAUCUUGGCCCUGAGAAGUUUAUCAUUAGAAACCAUGCCACAACGAUGCGAAGUCGCCGAAGACACUCCGAUUUCGAUAUAAUGGACGUAACCCUAAACUCCAGCUUUACUCUUCGAACGGGCGAGAGUCCUCGUGAGUUUGCAGAGCUUGACGAACUCCGCGCGAAUAGCACCCGCUGCCAGUUCUGCCAAUUCAUUUCCAGUGCAAUUAAGAGGUAUAGUCAUCAGGAUAUUCCGGGCAAUACGAAGUGCUAUCUCACUUGGCAAGUCGAUGGUCGUGGAGAGGAUGCAGAGAAGCGGGUCAUUAAUAGGACGAGGCGACUCAGACUGUCAUGGGGUAGUGAUGCGCACAAUGGACAAGUUUAUCUAGUUCUUGCUGCUUCAAAUCAUACUUCAGGAACAGACUCAGAUCCCUUGUUUCCCCUUGCCAAGAAUACUCAUUCAUUAGGUCGAGAAUUCCAUGACAAAACCGAGAAGCAGGCACUUAUCAAGAGUUGGCUUGAUCUUUGUCAUAAAGAACAUGAAUCUACGUGCACUGAGACGCAUGGCACGACAGAAGAACACCUAAAGCUUGUCAAAGAGACUUACUUCGGAGUUAUCGACGUGGUUGAUAUGCAGCUUAAGGCCUUGCCAAUUGAAAAUGACAUUCCCGCACGAUAUGUCGCUCUGAGUUAUGUUUGGGGAAAUGACCGAAAGAAACCUCGAUAUAUGUCAACACAAAAGACGGCUAUGACACAUAUAAAACAUGGCGGUAUAAGCUACGCAUGGGCGAAGUUACCAAAGACGAUUCAAGAUGCCAUUCUACUUGUCAGUAGACUUGGAGAACGAUACCUGUGGAUAGAUUCGCUUUGCAUUGUGCAAGACAGCCCGAUUUCGUGGAAUAAUAACGCCAGCGCAAUGCACCUUAUAUACGGCCAUGCCUACUUCACCAUAUGUGCUGCUGAUGGCGACUCCGAGAGUGGGUUGUGUGCUGCAGCGCCUCUGUUGCGGGUUAUGCAUCCAAUUGAUGAAAGUCGAGAGAGUAAUAAUGAGGGUCCGAGCAUUAUCGAGUACGCCCCUGGGACCCGCAUUCUCAUUACGCGACCUCUCGAGGUGGUCAUCUGUGACUCGAUGUGGAGCAAACGAGCCUGGACAUUUCAAGAACAAAUUCUCUCCCGACGAUGUCUCAUAUUUGCAGAAGGCCGAAUAUACUUCCAAUGUCGCUUCGCUGGUAUCUCAGAGGAGAUCUGGACUGAUAAUAAGGGAAACGGGUGGUCGCUGAAUCGAACGAACUCCCCUUUACAGUCGCCGGAAGAGUUGAAAAGUCGGCCUAUCUGGUUCUACAUGAGAUACGUUAGGUUAUAUACGAAUCGCAAUCUGACCAAACCGAGCGAUAUUCUUUCUGCAUUUGAAGGGAUCUCCUGGCUCUUGAAGGGACACAUGAACCAUGAGCAAUUUCUGUUUGGUUUGCCAACGUCGCAUUUCGAUCUUGCAUUGCUCUGGGCUCCAACGAAAUCGCUUAUCCGUCGCAGGAAACCGCGAGCGGUACAUUCGACCAACAACAAGAACUGCACACUUGACACAGCAGGUGAAUGCACAUGUGAGCCUGAGGACGACUUUCUUAAUGGUGCUCAGUUCCCUAGUUGGGCGUGGUGCGGAUGGAUGGGUGAAAACGGGACGGGUGGUCAAGUAACUUACCACGAGAAUGUGCUUGAUGGAUGUCUUUUGAAUAUUCGCCAAUGGCUGGAACAUCAUACUUGGAUUGAAUGGCAUAUUCGAGAUGGAAAAGGACACCUCAGGCCUCUAAGGAAUAAGAUCAAUCGGACUCGAGCCAGAGAAAUUUACGAUGAGGACCGAUGGAAUGGCUACUCUGGGAGCAAAGACUGGAAACCGGUGCUUGAAGAAGCAAUGGAAUUUUCGAUCCCAAGAGGCUCCGAAUUCAGCGCUAACCGUCCAGAAAACCCGUCAAGGAGGAGCAUAUAUCGAUCGCCCUCUCCUGUCCCCGCCAACGCGCCUUCGAGCCGUCGCACUGCGUCGCCUACGCGAUCAAUUGUGGCUUCUGCAAGGUCCAAUGGGGAGAUUAGAUAUCGCGUAGGCAACGGAGGCUACCUUCGUCGCGGGUCAACUAUGGAACCGAAACGAAAAAUGGAAUAUGAAGAUACCCGCGCUAUUGUCAAACAUGAAUUCCCGCAAGAGAGGAAAUUUAGCGCCAUUAUUCCGGACCACCCAUUCGGUAUCAUCAAAGAACCUCGACCAACCUCCGAUCGAGCAGAAGAUGAGCGAAAAGACGUCCGUCCACUCCAGCACAUGCCAAUAUUGCAAUUCUACACCUUUCUCACGGAGUUGUAUGUUACGGUUCGCUUUCCCUUGAACACGAAAGAUAUAAACCCCCAAGAGCAGUUACUGAGGUGCGACAUCGCCGACGACGCCGGAGACUGGUGUGGCUCUAUCGAGGUACCGGCCGAGUGGAUAUCCGAACGCGAGGACCAGCGAUUCCACUUCAUUGCAAUCUCUCAUGCGAAAGCCUUCACCACGGAUGAAUGUCCGAUAUGGACUUACUACAUCCCGAAGGAGAGGGAGGAAUCGCAAUGGGACCUGUAUUACAUCCUGCUCCUGGAGAGAGAUAACGAGCGGUGUCUGUGGGAGCGGGUUGCGCUAGGCAAGGUCUUUCGGACGGCCUUCGAAAAAGCAAGUUGGUCUGAGAUAAAACUUGGAUGAGCCUAGGCGUUACGUAUACCUCAAACCAACUUUAGACAAGGGCACGUAUGCUAUGGUUUUAGAGUUGUCGAUAGGACUGGAUGUUCUAGCGAGGUGUUAGAUAUGUAUAUCAUGAUUGUAUAUAGGCUCAACUUACCUAGUAUUAUAGAUAAAUAGUUCGUGUAACGUUGACUAGAGAGGCGUUGAAGAGGGGGGGUUGGAAAAAAGACUACCUGCAUAUUCAUGCCGAGAAAGCAAACGAGAAAAAGAAAGCAAGGGAAGCGACCGAAUUAGAAACAGUAUCAGGUACCUACGCAGAAUCGACCUC
Messenger RNA from Annulohypoxylon maeteangense, 3181 nucleotides. RefSeq names its product heterokaryon incompatibility protein-domain-containing protein. The transcript has 2 exons. NCBI's taxonomy places the organism in Eukaryota, Fungi, Ascomycota, Sordariomycetes, Xylariales, Hypoxylaceae. The record is from RefSeq and is a predicted model, not a curated record. The coding region runs from base 1 to 2874 and encodes 957 amino acids.